Messenger RNA from Daucus carota subsp. sativus, 2405 nucleotides. Its product is annotated as somatic embryogenesis receptor kinase 2. Gene Ontology annotation, biological process: protein phosphorylation. The record is from RefSeq and is a predicted model, not a curated record. The coding region runs from base 291 to 2144 and encodes 617 amino acids. NCBI's taxonomy places the organism in Eukaryota, Viridiplantae, Streptophyta, Magnoliopsida, Apiales, Apiaceae. The transcript is spliced from 12 exons. Gene Ontology annotation, molecular function: protein kinase activity; ATP binding; protein binding.
CUCUCUACACAAAUACAAAAUGUAGAGAGAGAAAGCAUAUAAAGUGAGAGAGUACUACUACUAGCAUAUGCAUAGCCUCCUAGCUCUGCUCACAGUUGUCUGUAUCUAUAACUAUACAUACACUGAUACACACACAUAAUAUUCACUUUUACUGUGUCAAAAUUUAAUCUUUUUAGAGAGAGAAAGUGAGAGAGAGAGAGACAUUAGGCAGAGAAAGCAGGAUUAAAGUUGCUGAAAAUGUGUAGCUAGGGUUUGUGAUUGAUGAGAGGUGGAUGUGAGGGAGCUUAGCGAUGGCUGCUUGGGAUUUGGUGGGGUUAAUCUUGGUGCUUCAUCAUGUGCUCAUGGUUGCUGCUAAUAUGGAAGGCGAUGCAUUACACAACUUACGAACUAGCUUGCAAGAUCCCAACAAUGUCCUGCAGAGCUGGGAUCCAACCCUUGUGAACCCUUGCACAUGGUUUCAUGUGACAUGUAACAAUGAAAACAGUGUUAUAAGAGUUGAUCUUGGGAAUGCAGCAUUAUCUGGUCAAUUGGUUCCUCUUGGCCAGUUGAAAAAUUUACAAUACUUGGAGCUUUACAGCAAUAACAUAAGUGGACCAAUUCCUAGUGAUCUUGGGAAUCUGACAAAUUUGGUGAGCUUGGACCUAUACAUGAAUAGCUUCUCUGGACCUAUACCGGACACAUUAGGAAAGCUUACAAGGCUAAGAUUCUUGCGUCUCAACAACAACAGCCUCUCUGGUCCAAUUCCAAUGUCACUGACUAAUAUUACAACUCUUCAAGUCCUGGAUUUAUCAAACAAUCGGCUAUCAGGACCAGUACCGGAUAAUGGCUCAUUUUCUUUGUUUACACCUAUCAGUUUUGCCAAUAAUUUGAAUUUAUGUGGACCCGUAACUGGGAGGCCCUGCCCUGGAUCUCCCCCAUUUUCUCCACCACCUCCGUUCAUCCCACCAUCAACAGUACAGCCUCCAGGACAAAAUGGUCCCACUGGAGCUAUUGCUGGGGGAGUAGCUGCUGGUGCUGCUUUACUGUUUGCUGCACCUGCAAUGGCAUUUGCAUGGUGGCGGAGAAGAAAACCGCGAGAACAUUUCUUUGAUGUGCCAGCUGAAGAGGACCCAGAAGUGCACCUUGGUCAACUGAAGAGGUUUUCUCUGCGAGAAUUGCAAGUCGCAACGGAUACUUUUAGUACCAUACUUGGAAGAGGUGGAUUUGGUAAGGUGUAUAAGGGACGCCUUGCUGAUGGCUCACUUGUAGCAGUUAAAAGGCUUAAAGAAGAACGAACACCAGGUGGCGAGCUGCAGUUUCAAACAGAAGUGGAAAUGAUUAGCAUGGCUGUGCAUCGAAAUCUUCUGCGUCUACGUGGUUUCUGCAUGACACCUACAGAGCGGCUUCUUGUAUAUCCAUACAUGGCUAAUGGAAGUGUUGCGUCAUGUUUAAGAGAGCGUCAGCCAUCAGAACCUCCCCUUGAUUGGCCAACUAGGAAGAGGAUUGCACUAGGAUCUGCUAGGGGGCUUUCUUAUUUGCAUGACCAUUGCGAUCCCAAGAUUAUCCAUCGCGAUGUAAAAGCUGCAAAUAUAUUAUUGGACGAAGAAUUUGAGGCUGUUGUAGGUGAUUUUGGGUUAGCUAGGCUCAUGGAUUACAAGGAUACCCAUGUUACGACUGCUGUAAGGGGUACCAUUGGGCACAUAGCUCCCGAGUACCUCUCGACUGGAAAGUCAUCAGAGAAGACCGAUGUCUUUGGUUAUGGGAUAAUGCUCCUAGAGCUCAUUACUGGACAGAGGGCUUUUGAUCUUGCUCGCCUUGCGAACGAUGAUGAUGUUAUGUUGUUGGAUUGGGUUAAAAGCCUUUUGAAAGAGAAAAAGUUGGAGAUGCUGGUCGAUCCUGACCUGCAGAACAAUUACAUUGACACAGAAGUUGAGCAGCUUAUUCAAGUAGCAUUACUCUGUACCCAGGGUUCGCCAAUGGAGCGGCCUAAGAUGUCAGAGGUAGUCCGAAUGCUUGAAGGUGAUGGCCUUGCAGAAAAGUGGGACGAGUGGCAAAAAGUUGAAGUCAUCCAUCAAGACGUAGAAUUAGCUCCACAUCGAACUUCUGAAUGGAUCCUAGACUCGACAGAUAACUUGCAUGCUUUUGAAUUAUCUGGUCCAAGAUAAACAGCGGUAUAAAAUGUGAAUGAAAUUAAUAUUUUUUAUGGUUUUCUCAACCUUUCCACCCAUCCUUUGCCAACAUCUCUGUAAUUUUAUUAAGUUUUUACGUGUUGCUUUAGAAAAUGAUCUUCCCAUCUAUUGUCAUGUUGUAGUUGCCUUAGCAGGUUCUUUUAGUGCAUAAGAUGUUUGGAUAGCAGGUUUUAGGUUUGCUGAUUGCUCCACAAGUGAAUGAAAACCCCUGGUAGAGUAACAGAGUUCGUGAUUGAA